CAGAGCACUCAAUCCUCAAGCGGCCAUCGUCGUCAACCUUAUCAUGCACAGUUGACACCAAAAGCAGAGAGAGAUAGAGAGAGAGCGCGAUCCACUCCAUCCUGCAAGUUUUCUGUCCCGCCCACCCAACACCAAGAACAAUUAAACGCUUUGAUCGAUAGAUCAAUAUCAGUCGCUAGCGCGCGCAUACGCAGACGACGCGAAGGCAUAUAUGGAGGGAGGCCAGCUGGGGACUUGCCUUCCUAGCUUCCUCGUGCCGGAUCACUACGCCUUCCCUCUUCCGCUCCCGCCGCUACAACUUCCUAGUAGCCAACCGAACAACAAGCCUUUCCAGAUGCCGUUUGACGACGUCCAGGAAGAGGCCGGGAACCACGCCGGGAUGCUCUCCUCCUCCGACCACUGUGGACUAUACCCGCUGCAGUCACUGCCCUUCGGCAGUAGCGCCUCCGGCGGCGCCGGCGCGGCAGCGUGCGGUGGGAAGCCUACGGCCGUCGGUUUCAUGCCCAGCUGUAGUGCUGUCGGCGCUGAGGAGGUCUGCACCUCGGUGGCGCCUACUACUAAUGGUUGCAACGAGAGUAAUAGCGCAUGGUGGAAGGCCUCAGCAGCGGAGAGAGGGAAGAUGAAGGUGAGGAGGAAGAUGAGGGAACCGAGGUUUUGCUUCCAGACCAGAAGCGACGUGGAUGUACUGGAUGAUGGCUACAAGUGGAGGAAGUACGGCCAGAAGGUUGUCAAGAACAGCCUCCAUCCAAGGAGCUAUUUCCGGUGCACUCACAGCAACUGCCGCGUGAAGAAACGGGUGGAGCGGCUGUCGACGGACUGCCGCAUGGUGAUGACCACGUACGAGGGCCGCCACACGCACUCUCCCUGCAGCGACGACGCUUCCUCCGGCGACCACACCGAUUGCUUCAGCUCCUUCUGAACACCACGUACUUGAUUUGAUUAAAGCUGCCGGCGAAUUUAAUUUCGCAGUUAACUUCUGAAUUCAAGCGGCGAUCAGUUGGUGAUCUCGAUCGAUCUUCAGUUAAUUUUGCGGCCGGGAUGGAUGACAGAACACGAUGAAUCCGUGUCACAUGCAUGCAUAUGUCAUGUGUACCACUACUCGUGUAAUCGAUCGAUGUGAUCAUCCGCCGCCGUGCAAAUGAUCCAUUCCAUCGGUUGAUUAUGCAGUCAUGUAGUAGUAUUAUAUC
Molecule: messenger RNA, 1187 nt
Organism: Zea mays
Lineage: Eukaryota; Viridiplantae; Streptophyta; Magnoliopsida; Poales; Poaceae
Product: probable WRKY transcription factor 12
Exons: 4
Coding region: 212-919 (235 amino acids)
Biological process (GO): regulation of DNA-templated transcription
Molecular function (GO): DNA-binding transcription factor activity; sequence-specific DNA binding
Source: RefSeq, marked provisional